Linepithema humile (Argentine ant) is the source of this 3774-nucleotide messenger RNA. The record is from RefSeq and is a predicted model, not a curated record. NCBI's taxonomy places the organism in Eukaryota, Metazoa, Arthropoda, Insecta, Hymenoptera, Formicidae.
AUGACUCUUGCCUGCAAACCAGAAUCUAAUGUAUCUGCAAGGCUGGGAACUCACAUAAAUGGUUUCGCGCAAAUUACAAACAUAAUGGCCGGACUAAAGUGCGGCCAUCCGGCCGUGCCGAUGAACGCCAAGGUGUCGUUGUCUGACGAAUCCUUGACGGUCGGCACCGUAGCGAGGUACACGUGUGAUGCUGGCUACGAGCUCUUUGGGACCGGCAGCCUGACGUGCAACGCCCGUGGAAAAUGGCAGGGUGACCUACCGUUCUGCGGUACAAAUGUUAGUUUCCGAAAACCGGCGAAUCAAUCGACAACCGUGAGGGGCGGAAACGCAAAUCACGGUAAUGAUGGUGACUUCAGUUCCGAACACGAUGGGAAAAGAUGCACGGAAACACAGAGCGAACCGAGUCCUUGGUGGAGGGUCGACCUCCUCAAGCCAUAUUCUGUCAAGGUUGUCCGGGUGACAACGCGAGGCUGUUGCGGUCAUCAGCCUCUUCAGGAUAUUGAGAUAAGAGUAGGCAACAGCAGCGCUGAAUUACAACGCAAUCCUCUAUGCGCCUGGUUUCCCGGCACUAUUGAGGAGGGUAUCACGAAGACUUUCAUCUGUGCUAGAGCUUUGGUAGGUCAAUACGUCUUUUUGCAACUUGUUGGUGUCGAGGGUAGUUUAAGCCUUUGCGAGGUGGAAGUCUUUGCCACGGAUGAGUUCUCGAUAGACAGGUGCGCACACGCUGGUACGCCCGCCGAUGUCGAUUUGACUGCCUUCAAUUCAACGUGCUACGAAUUUAUAGUGAAAAAGGGCGGUUCCUUUCAAGAAGCGAGGAACUACUGCAAAACUCGCGGAGGAGAUCUUGUUCACGGUUUCCAGGGCGUAUCGUCUAUAUUUAUCCUGAACAACCUAGAAAGACGGAAAGACAAGCUAAAAACUCAAUUGGUCUGGAUCGGGGCUCAAAGGGAACCGCAGGUCACCGCUCGAACGUGGCGAUGGGUGGACGGUAAGUUGGUGAAANNNCCAUCCUGGGGCAAGGACCAGCCGAACAACUACAACGGCGAACAAAAUUGCGUCGUGUUGGACGGAGGUCGCGGCUGGCUCUGGAAUGACGUCGGCUGCAACCUCGAUUACCUUCACUGGAUCUGUCAGAGCAGACCGCCGACCUGUGGCAGUCCAGAGAAAUCAGAGAACACCACGCUCGUGGGAUCCAAGAGAACGGUAGGAUCCACGAUAGAAUACGUCUGUCCGGACGGAUAUAUGCUGGUGGGAUCGAGGACUAGAGUGUGUGGACCGAGCGGUUUUUGGAGCGGCGACGUACCCACGUGCAAAUUCGUCGACUGCGGCGUUCUUCCGGAUUUGGAGAACGGCGCAAUUACGCUGCUGAAGGGCAAAACUACGCACGGUGCUCUCGCGGAUUACGCAUGUAAAGAAAACUAUACGCUUGUGGGCGACACGAGACGAAGAUGCGGAGACGGCGGUAUCUGGAGCGGACAUCAGCCCCAGUGUCUAUUUGAUUGGUGCCCCGAGCCGCCAGAAAUAAACGGUGGCGUCGUGACAACUAACGGAAAAAGAGUAGGCUCCACCGCCACUUAUUCGUGUCAAAAUGGAUUUAUUUUAUUCGGAGAUAAUGUUCUCACGUGUAAUAUUGGUGGUGAGUGGUCCGGCAAAGCGCCACAAUGCAAAUUUAUCGACUGCGGGACUCCAGCCCAGAUCGAAUUUGGAACCGUUGUUCUGAUUAACGGUACAUCUACGGUAGGCAGCUUAGCCGUUUACACGUGUCAAGCGGAUUAUUGGUUAGUGGGCGAAGGAAAGCAAGAGUGCACCAAGGAGGGCAAGUGGAACCACGAUACACCGUCAUGCGAAUUAAUUUCGUGUGAGGAACCAGAAGUACCUGCCGGAGGUUACGUGGUGGGAUACGAUCUAAACGUUCACAGUGUUAUCGAUUAUCACUGCGACGUGGGUUAUUUACUUCACGGUGAGGCAAGGCAUUCGUGUGGUAAAGACGGAGAAUGGACAGGAGAAGUACCGAGUUGCGAAUAUGUCGACUGCGGUAAGGUUCUUCCUGUUCUAAAUGGCGCUGUGGACUACGCAAAUGGAACAACUCAUCUUGGCAGCGAAAUCACCUACAGCUGUACAAAGAAUUACAGACUCAAUGGAGUCUCGAGAAGAUACUGUCUGGAUAACGGUCAAUGGAGUGAUGCGACUCCGAAAUGUGAAGAAAUUCGUUGUCCGGAACCCGUACUGGCGGAACACGGAAUUCUUUCGGUGACCGGAAACGAUCGGAUGUACGGAAGAACAUUGAUUCGCACGGGCACCGCGGAGAAUUCGAACACGGGCGCGACUUCGUACAAGAUCGGUGCCCUGGCAAAGUACAGAUGUGAAAGGGGAUACAAAGUGGUCGGCGAGCCACUGUCCACCUGCGAAGAGAACGGAAAGUGGAGCGGCGAAGUGCCGCAAUGCGUCUAUGUCGACUGCGGCAAACCCGAACACAUUCAACAUGGACGUUACACGUUAACAUCGAAUGCAACGUAUUAUGGGGCAGCUGCACUUUACGAGUGUGACGGGAAUUUCGAGUUAGAUGGUUUUGCUAGAAGACUAUGCCUUGAGAAUGGCACCUGGAGCAGUGAUACUCCUGUCUGCCGAGAAAUUCGAUGCAAAGAUCCCGAGAAAACCGGUGUUCUAUCGACGCAAGUAUCAACUCAUAGUGUGGGCGGAGUAGCGCAUUACAGCUGUCCACGUGGAUAUUAUAUGGAAGGAAAUGAAACAAGAAUCUGUUUGCAAAAUGGAUCUUGGAGCGGCACAACACCUGCUUGCUUUUCGGUCGACUGCAAGCAUCCCGGACCGAUCGAGAACGGUAGAGUGAUAGUGGUGAAUGGAUCAACGACUUACGGGGGAGCCGCGGAGUAUCACUGCUUGCCACAACACGAAAGGAUCGGUAUUUUCCUGAGAAAGUGUUUGGACACAGGAUUUUGGAGUGGCGAGGAGCCGAAAUGCGAACUGGCUGCAAACGAGGUGGCGGAACCUCAAGGUGUCGGUACAAGCGUCGGCAUCGGAGCCGGCGUCAUCAUAUUUAUAUUAAUUAUCCUUGGACUAGUCUAUCUUAGGCUACGUAAAGCUACGCCGGUAAAAAAUACCGAGAACGUUCAAGCUGCGGAAAGGAAGGAAGAUCAAAAUGCCGCCGUUAUGUCUUACGCGACAUUGAACGACGGUACGCAUAACACUAUGUACGAGAACGUCCCCGAAGAUGGUCUCUACGAUAACCCAUAUAGUUUAAAUGGCAACAACGGGUACAGAUACGGCGGUCACCCGAGAAGAACGUACGGCAGAUCUGGACAUUACGAGGCCGAACCGGUUGCUAACAGAAAUGGUAUCACUAUCAACGGUGUAUCUGUGCGAUAGUUUAAAAUUCCACCUUCCUCGUUUUCAUCAAAUCGCGCACGGGAAAGCGUCAUCGAGAGAUUCCGUUGCGCGGUUUUCGCCGUUCUCAAAGCGAUGCUUUGUGUACAGAAAACACAACAAGAACUUGUUGACGUUAUUUAUGUUAUCGCCCCGUUAAAAGGUGCGACAAUUUAUGUAAAUAAUUUGCGAGAAAGUAUAAAGAACGAGCGAGACGUAGUGACGUCUAGAAAGGAUUACAUUCCGACGACGCUCCUCUUUUCGGUAAAAUAUUUUCUCUGAGAAUCAAGUAUGUGGUACGAUUCUGUAUAUAUGCUGUAUCGAUCAUUUAGGUUCAUUAUAUGUAGAUUCUAUACGAUAAGUUAUAGUAUAAGUUUACGAUUAUGCAAAUAA